This is a messenger RNA of Owenia fusiformis, 3753 nucleotides long. Lineage: Eukaryota; Metazoa; Annelida; Polychaeta; Sabellida; Oweniidae. The record is from the annotation of a GenBank genome assembly.
AUGAGGAUAUCUGAAUGCAGUAAAAAGGAAUAUCGUGCUACAAAAGAGUCCAGGCCACACCAUAUUAGGAGGAUGCCUUCUGCUACUGUACCUCAGGUGAAGAAAAUGCGCUUGUCUUUAAAACAAAAACGUAAAGACGCAACUCUGUGCAUGAAUGAACCCUCUGAAGGCAAAGGUGGAGCUACUGAGCAAUAUGAUACAGAACCUCAAACCAAUGAUAUCAAUACAACAGUUGAAGAAUCAAAGAUAACAGAAAAGGAAGAUGCACCAGGAGCAUUGGAAAAUGGGUCUGGGGACUCAGAACCUCCUCCCUGUGUAGCUGGCCUAGCAAAUCUAGGGAACACAUGUUUUCUGAACAGUGUUAUCCAAGUGUUGCGCUAUAGUCCUGGGGUACCUGAAGCUAUCAGUGUACUUGCUCGAGAUGUUCGUGCUAUGUCUAAAGCUAAACUUGCAAAGGCAAAAUCUGAAAAAGUUGAUCAGAGUGGUUCAGGGGAUGUGUCACUUCAGGCCCAGCUUGUUGAGUCACUAAACAAAAUGUUUCAACGAAUGGAGAAUACAGAAAACAAGUACAGGCAUGGAGAGGCUCAGCUGUAUGUGUCGAAACCCAAGAAGAUAUUAGAGAUCAUCAGUGAGUUGAACCCAAUGUUUGAGGGUAACGAGCAGCAUGACGCACAGGAACUACUGAACUGCCUCUUAUACUACAUCCAAGACACUUGUAGUCAACUCCAACAACAUAUGAAUGGUGGCAAUGAUGACACGGCAACCAACAGUCAGGAUGAUGAGAACAAAGAAGACAAACCUGAUACGAUUUUUCACUUAGGCGACGAGGAGAUCACUCAUUGUGAAGAGGAUAAACUUGAACACCAAAAACCUGAAGAAAGUCCUUUGAAAACAGCCGCCGGGGAUUCGACUUCGCUUGAUCAAGUUGAGCAUAAGACUCCAACAAAAACUGAAUCAGAUUCUGAGAGUAAGACUCCUGUAACUCCCAAGGCUGAUGGUGAAACUGCCACAACAAAUGCAGACAAUGUCAUGAGUGAAAAUGGCACCAAUCUUCUUCCUAAAGAUGGGACACCUAUCAAAGUACAUGUACAGAUUGAAAGCCCUAGAAGGUUUACAAGCAUGUCCAAAAUGCCAAAGAUCACUCCGUCUCCAUCUAAAUGUAAGAAGUUAAAGCUUUGUGAGGUUCUGAAUGAAGAUGUCACUAAAGACAAGAUUCCUGAUAGUGAUAUCACUCUGAGAGAUUGCCAUAUGGAAGUGACAACAGCAAAUACCAAGGCUGUUACUGGAGGAGUAACAAUUCUAGAAAAAUAUGCUAAAAGUCCUAAAAGUGUUCUUUCACCUUCCAAUAGCCAUGUCAACACUUCUAGAACGGGUGUCAUAUCUUCCAAAAAUGAUAUCAGUUCACCUGAAAAAGAAGUCAAAUCUUUCAAUAAUGAUGUCAAAAUACCCAAUGAUGAUGUCAAGGACAUCAAAUGUGAUGGCAACACAUCAAAAGACACUAACCAUGAAGAGAAUGACACUAAAGAGACCAAUGAUGAAAACAAUGCCAUUGACUCUGAGUCAACCAUUGACAAUUCAAGACGUCCUAAGAGAAAGCGAUCGCAAAAAUCAGGGAAUGAUUCCAAUGAAAGUGCUACUAAAUCAAAGAAGACAGAAUCAAAACGAAAAUCAAAUGGGAAAAAUGAUGCAACACAAACAUCAUUAUUGAGCAUGUGGAAACAACCUCAAAUGAAGCGAUAUGGAAUGACUGGUGGAAUUGUAAAACAGGAGACUUGUAACAGCCCAGUAUGUAAGCUUAAACAGCCAGUUUUGAAGUUAGAUAAAUGUGAUCGGCCAAUAUUGCCUGUUUUAAAACUUGAAAAAUGUGACGGUCCCAAUUCUCCACACAGGAUGCAUUGCGAUACAUUGAGUCCGGCUUCAGACGUGAAAAUUAAACUUUUUGAUAGUCGCCCAGAGCCAAAGAGGGAAAAUCGUAAGAUAAAGCCAGCUACCGUUAAAUUAGAAAAACUUGAUGAAAGGAGUUUGAGUCCUGUUUUGAAUUUAGAAACAAGUAAACUGAAAUGUGAAAGCUCACCAAAAUGUGAAACUAUGAAAUGUGAAAGUCCUGUGAAAAAUGUGAAACAGGAAUAUGAAAGUUUCGAAAAUUCAAAUUCCUCAGGAUGUGAAGAAACUCCGAAGUUGCAAGAACAAUUAUUGGACAACAAGACAAAGAAAAAAACAGAAGAGAAAAUUGAUAUCAAAACAGAAUUAAAAUCCCCAACCGCCAAAAUUAACAACAAGGAAAUCAAUAAUAAUGCAGUGAAAACAUCUGAAAUGGAUGAAAAGGAAAACCAACCAACUGCAUCAGAAAAUGAAAACAGACAAAUGCCGAACAACAUUAAAAUCACAAAUAAUAUUCAAAAACUCUUCUCAAUUUUCAAAAACAUUGGGAAAAAGAAAGAAAUUAUGUACAGGAAUACAGUGAAGACAUUAUUUGAAGGGAAAAUGGGUUUGAGUACAGUCUGUCUGGAGUGUGAGAGGUCCACAGAGAGAGAAGAGGAGUUUCAGGAUAUCAGUGUUGCUGUGAAGAGGGAUGUUCAGAAAGUACAGACUGUUGAAGAGAAUGUUGCUGAGGGAUAUAAAUCUGAUGAUGAUGAGGAUGACACUUCAGAUGCUACUGGGUGGAUCCUUUCGAGACUCAGUGAGGUAGAUGGUCUGACAGGGGACAAUAAAUACUACUGUGAGGCCUGUUUGAGACUGGUGGAGGGACAGCGGAGAAUGAAAUAUAAAACGCUACCUCAGCUACUCAUGCUACAUUUGAAACGAUUUGCAGCAAAUUCUGGUUUUCUUGGUGGUAUUACAAAGAUCAGUGAUUUUGCCCCCACUCCUUUGAUGCUCCCAUGUUUCCAGACUGCAUGUCCUCAACCUUGCAGUAAACAAGGACACAGGUAUGAGUUAUACGGCAUAGUGACUCAUACAGGAUGUACCCUUUCAUCAGGUCACUACAUAGCAUAUGUUAAAGCUAAUAAAUCCAAUUUCCCACCACCCACCCCAUCACCACCAAGCCGAAUAAGAGAGCAAUCAUCACGCAUCAGCCAUCGUAAACUCACCCCUAAAGGUGAAACUCAAAAACUCCAGGACAAAAGUAAUGCUCAGGUUACAGAGGGUGUGACAAUGGAUGUUGAUUACACAGGAAAGUGGUUUGAAUGUGAUGAUGAGUAUAUAACUGUAUUAACAGAGACAGAGUUAGAGGAUAAACUGCUGACUAAACAAGCCAAAGACUAUGGAAGUCCAUAUAUGCUGUUCUAUAACAGAGCUGCUGAAAUGAAAUAGAUUGAUAUAGGGAUUAUUUGAUGGAAGUGAAUAUAUAUGGCUUUUAUUCUGAGGUAUGAUAUAUGAAGACAGUGGGAGUUCUUACAUGCAGUUCUAUAACUGAGCUGCUGAAACUAGAUAGUUAUAGGGAUUAUUUAAUGGAGGGAAUAAAUAUGGAUUUUAUUUUGAGGUAGGAUAUAUAAAGACUAUGGAAGUUCAUAAAUGUUGUUCUAUAAAAGAGAACUAAAUAUAUUAGGCUAAUGGAAGGGAGUAAAUAUAUGGAUUUUAUUCUGAGGUACCAAGGAAUACAUCAUAUUGAUGGAGGGUAUACUUGUAAGUGGCAUGAUAUUUUCAGUGGUUGAUGUAUACAUGUAUUAUCCUAAUAUAUAAAAUUCCCAUUCAAAAAUAGACCAACAUGUAUAUAUCGAACUAGAUAACCGCAACGCCAAAGCGUAGCAAAUC